UCUUGCACUAUAUAUAUGGGUCGUGUUGAACCUUUGCAUUCAUCCUUCUCAAUUGUUGUUAUGUUCACUAACAAAAUGAAUCUGAUCAAGCCCUUUAUUUUGCUUUGUUUUCUGUAUGGGGUGAUCCUCAUCGCUGCGGUGGUGGCUGGUGAGCCAUCGAAGGAUGAGGAAAAAGGAACAAAUGGAAUUCACGAAGAGUUUAGUGGAUGCGAUGACGUGCAGGGAAGCCUUUUGAGCGGAAGGAAAUUCCAACUAAAUCAUGAUACCGAUCACUGUGGAAAAGGAAAAGGAAAGGGAAAGGGAGGCGGUGACAAAGGGGGAGGAGGCGAUGAAGGUGGACCAGGAGGUGGAGGUUAUGGUGGUGGUGGAAGUGGAGGAGGUGGAGGAGGUGGUGGUGGAAGCGGUGGAGGUGGCGGUGGAGGAGGUGGUGGAAGCCAUGGAGGCGGCGGUGGAGGAGGUGGUGGUAGUGCUGGAGGAGGUGGUGGUAGCAAAGGAGGAGGAGGUAGUGAAGGAGGUGGUGGAGGUUAUGGUGGUGGUGGAAGCGAAGGAGGAGGGGGCAGCGCCGGAGGUGGUGGUAGCGAAGGAGGAGGAGGUAGUGCUGGAGGUGGUGGUGGAAGCCAAGGAGGAGGGGGCAGUGCGGGAGGUGGUGGAGGUUAUGGCGGUGGUGGAAGCCAAGGAGGAGGGGGCAGCGCCGGAGGUGGUGGUAGCGAAGGAGGAGGAGGUAGUGCUGGAGGUGGUGGUGGAAGCCAGGGAGGAGGGGGCAGUGCGGGAGGUGGUGGAGGUUAUGGCGGUGGUGGAAGCCAAGGAGGAGGGGGCAGCGCCGGAGGUGGUGGUAGUGAAGGAGGAGGAGGUAGUGGUGGAAGCCAGGGAGGAGGGGGCAGUGCGGGAGGAGGUGGAGGUUAUGGCGGUGGUGGAAGCCAAGGAGGAGGGGGCAGCGCCGGAGGUGGUGGUAGCGAAGGAGGAGGGGGUAGUGCUGGAGGUGGUGGAAGCAAAGGAGGUGGCGAAGCUGGAGGAAGUGGUGGAAGCCAAGGAGGAGGCAGUGGAGGUUACGGUGGUGGUGGAAGCGGAGGAGGAGGGGGUAGUGCUGGAGGUGGUGGUAGCGAAGGAGGAGGAGGUAGUGCUGGAGGUAGUGGUGGUGGUGAAGGUGGUGGAAGCGGAGGAGGAGGGGGUAGUGCUGGAGGUGGUGGAAGCAAAGGAGGUGGCGAAGCUGGAGGAAGUGGUGGAAGCCAAGGAGGAAGCAGUGGAGGUUACGGUGGUGGUGGAAGCGGAGGAGGAGGGGGUAGUGCUGGAGGUGGUGGUAGCGAAGGAGGAGGAGGUAGUGCUGGAGGUGGUGGUGGUGAAGGUGGUGGCAGUGCGGGAGGUGGUGGAAGCGAAGGAGGAGGGGGCAGCGCCGGAGGUGGUGGUAGCAAAGGAGGAGGAGGUUAUGGUGGUGGUGGAAGCCAAGGAGGAGGGGGUAGUGCUGGAGGUGGAGGUAGCCAAGGAGGAAGUGGUGGAAGUGCAGGAGGGGGUGAAGGUAGUGGUAGCCAAGGAGGAGGAAGUGGAGGUGGAGGUAGCCAAGGUGGUGGAAGUGGAUCAGGUGGCGGAGGUUACGGUGGUGGUGGAAGUGGUGGUAGUGAAGGAGGAGGUUCUAGCGGUGGUGGUGGUGGAGGUGGAGGCGGAGGUGGAGGUGGAGGCUACGGUGGUGGUGGCGAUAAAGGAGGAGGAAUUGGAGGUGACAAAGGAGACUAUCAUCAUGGAAAAGGAGGAAAAGGUGACAAAGAUGGAGGAGACAAAGGUGGCGGAGGAGGAUAUUGAAUUAGUAUUAGAGAAAGCUAUGUCAUGUAGAAUAAAGGAAAAGGACCUGUUGGUUGAUAUGGAACCAAAGUCUAGAGUUAGACAACUAGUACUUAGUUCUUUGUUGAACUUAAAUGUAGCUUUGGAGAUGAUACUAGAUUUCAUUCUCCAAUUUUCAUCUAAUACUUUACAUUGAUCUAUGAAUGAAAACUUGACAAUUUACGUAGAGUAUCUAA
This is a messenger RNA of Glycine soja, 2009 nucleotides long. Its product is annotated as glycine-rich cell wall structural protein-like. The record is from RefSeq and is a predicted model, not a curated record. The coding region runs from base 16 to 1794 and encodes 592 amino acids. Lineage: Eukaryota; Viridiplantae; Streptophyta; Magnoliopsida; Fabales; Fabaceae. The transcript has 4 exons.